AAACAGCCGAAGAAGAACAAGCAAGCAAGUAAGCGGCGACCGGAGGCAGCUCGCCAGCCAGGCCGAGAGGGACCGUCGCGUUUGGAUGUUACGACCCCCCCCCCCGAACAGGCCAGCAGCUUCCCAACCGUUUGACAUGACAAGGAAGUCCUGAAAUGGACACAGAGAUGAUUCCCAAGUUUUCCACAAAGGAUGAAGAAGUCGACUACUGGAAGUCCCAAGCCCUGAAGUACAAGAAAAGCUGCCACGAUGCCCAGGAGGAGCUGCAGGAGUUUCAGGAGGGCAGCCAAGAGCUGGAGGCCGAGCUGGAGGCGCAGCUCAGCCAGGCCGAACAGCGCCUGCGCGACCUGCAGAGCGAGAACGAGCGACUGAAGAACGAGGUGGACAACCUCAAGGAGAAGCUGGAGAAGCAGUACGCUCAGAGCUACGAGCAGAUCUGCGUCCUCGAGGACGACCUGGGCCGGACGCGGAGCACCAAGGAGCAGCUCCACAAAUCGGUGCGCAAGCUCGAGCAGGCCAACGACGACCUGGAGCGGGCCAAGAGGGCGACCAUCGUGUCCCUGGAGGACUUUGAGGGGCGCCUGAACCAGGCCAUCGAGAGAAACGCCUUCCUGGAGAGCGAGCUGGACGAGAAGGAGUCCCUGCUGGUGUCCGUCCAGCGACUCAAAGACGAAGCACGAGACCUCCGACAGGAACUGGCGGUGCGGGAGAGGACGACGGACAGGAUGUCGGCGCCCGGCUCGCCCACCUCGGACGCGGACGACGCCGACUCGGCCGUGCCGGCGUCUCUGUCGCUGCCCGCGACCCCCGUGGGGCAGAACGCGACGGAACGUCCCUUUGUCACCCCCAAAGCGUCGACCAACGGCUGCGGCAGGUCGGCCCUCACGCCUUCGGACAGAAUCUCGGCUCUCAACAUCGUCGGCGACCUGCUCAGGAAAGUCGGGGCUUUGGAGUCCAAACUGGCCGCCUGCAGGAACUUCGCCAAAGACCAGGCGGCGAGAAAAACCUUCCCCGCGGACAGCGGCUCCCUCGUCAACGGCAACGCCACCAAGUUCUCGCACGCCCUGCACACCACCUACUUCGACAAAAGCAGCGGCGCGAACGGACUGGACCCCGGCGCUCUGACCUCCAGGACCGUGUCCCCGCCGGGCCUGCUGCCGCUCAGCGUGUGACGACGAGGACAAUCGGCGGAAGGAUCCGGGACGCUAACGUCUGGGUGUGCGUUUGCACAAGAGACUUGCUGACUACAGGUCCUCUCUUUCAAUUUUGGGGUGGGGGGGGGGGGGGG
Syngnathoides biaculeatus (alligator pipefish) is the source of this 1288-nucleotide messenger RNA. It is a transcript of the gene ndel1b, whose product is annotated as nudE neurodevelopment protein 1-like 1b. The transcript has 9 exons. Gene Ontology annotation, cellular component: centrosome; kinetochore; kinesin complex. The coding region runs from base 156 to 1172 and encodes 338 amino acids. Gene Ontology annotation, biological process: cell migration; regulation of neuron projection development; chromosome segregation. Lineage: Eukaryota; Metazoa; Chordata; Actinopteri; Syngnathiformes; Syngnathidae. Gene Ontology annotation, molecular function: microtubule binding. The record is from RefSeq and is a predicted model, not a curated record.